This is a messenger RNA of Colletotrichum karsti, 792 nucleotides long. RefSeq lists its product as uncharacterized. Lineage: Eukaryota; Fungi; Ascomycota; Sordariomycetes; Glomerellales; Glomerellaceae. The record is from RefSeq and is a predicted model, not a curated record. The transcript has 2 exons. Bases 1 to 792 code for a protein of 263 amino acids.
AUGGUCCGUCUCCGACUCGUCUUAGACGCGGAAGUGGCUAUUCAAGUCAACGGCCAGGAUGCUAUCGAGACUGAAGUACCCUUCCCGGGAGCUCCCGCGCACGAUGCGCCCACUAGCAGCUACAGACUUCUUGAAGUGGAAGAGCAUGCCCCUUUCUCCGUGAACAUCACCCUCGCCGCGGCUCCGGCUAUCUUCGCAGCCGAAGAAGACGACUUGAUGGAGUUCAGCGACACACAGAUGCAUCCCGACCGCCAGGCCAUGCUAAUGUCGCGCGAAGACGACUCGAGUAACGAGGACAAACAAGAAGACCUCAUGAACUUCAGCUCGUCUCCGGCUUCAGUGCCUAGGGCUUUGCUUCCGCCAGCAUCAAGAACUUUUGAGCCUAAAACCACAUUAAUCGACGACGAAGACAGAGAUCUCAUUAUGCUUGAUCGGAGCUACGCUCCGCUGGAGCCCACGGUUGCUCUAGACAAGUACGUAGAGGAUAUUUCAGCUCAAGAGCUCGAGGACGAGAAAGCUCCAAUUCAGUCAAAAGAUUUCACCGCAACUGUGAACCCAAGAAAACGCAGCGCCCGUUCAGCGUUCGGGGACUCCCCUCCUAGACCUAAUAAGAUCAUCGCGCUGGAGUUUAAGGAGGAGCCAGAGGAGGCUUUUGUCAAACAAGAAAAGAAUGAAGGCUAUUGUUCAAGAAAAAUGGUCUCAAUUCUCGAGGGUGUAAGCGAAGAACAGUUUAUCGACGGCCGGAGAGCGGAUAUCACACUGAGCAGAAGCACAUCGAUACACCCACCAUGA